Suricata suricatta (meerkat) is the source of this 3259-nucleotide messenger RNA. It is a transcript of the gene AEBP2, whose product is annotated as AE binding protein 2. The record is from RefSeq and is a predicted model, not a curated record. The coding region runs from base 181 to 1725 and encodes 514 amino acids. The transcript is spliced from 9 exons. Gene Ontology annotation, cellular component: ESC/E(Z) complex. Gene Ontology annotation, biological process: regulation of transcription by RNA polymerase II. NCBI's taxonomy places the organism in Eukaryota, Metazoa, Chordata, Mammalia, Carnivora, Herpestidae.
CGCGCGCCUGUCCCCGCGCGGGCUCCGUAGCGCGUGUGUAAGCUGACGCAGCUCGCGGGCCCUCCUCCUGCUCUGCAGCGGCGUCGGCGGAGUUUUGGGCGUUUGGGAGGGGGCGAGGGAGCUAGAGUCGGGAGAGGGAGGCGGCGGCGGCGGGGAGGAGGAGGAGGAGCAGGCGCCGCCAUGGCCGCCGCUAUCACCGACAUGGCCGACCUGGAGGAGCUCUCUCGCCUGAGCCCUCUGCCCCCCGGCAGCCCUGGCCCGGCGGCGCGGGGCCGGGCUGAGCCCCCCGAGGAGGAGGAGGAGGAAGAGGAGGAGGAAGAGGAGGCCGAGGCCGAGGCGGUGGCUGUGCUGCUGUUGAACGGCGGCGGCGGUGGGGGCGGCGGUGGCGGCGGAGUGGGGGGCGGCGAGGCGGAGACGAUGUCGGAGCCGAGCCCCGAGAGCGCCAGCCAGGCCGGGGAGGACGAAGACGAAGACGACGACGAGGAGGAGGAGGACGAGAGCAGCAGCAGCGGCGGAGGCGAGGAGGAGAGUAGCGCCGAGAGCCUGGUGGGCAGCAGCGGCGGGAGCAGCAGCGACGAGACGCGCUCGCUGAGCCCCGGCGCCGCCAGCAGCAGCAGCGGGGAUGGGGACGGCAAGGAGGGCCUGGAGGAACCCAAGGGACCGCGGGGCAGCCAGGGCGGCGGCGGGGGCGGCAGCAGUAGCAGCAGCGUCGUCUCUAGUGGCGGCGACGAGGGCUACGGGACCGGGGGUGGCGGAAGCAGCGCGACCUCCGGGGGCCGGCGAGGCAGCUUGGAGAUGUCGUCGGAUGGGGAACCCCUGAGCCGCAUGGACUCGGAGGACAGCAUAAGCAGUACUAUAAUGGAUGUAGACAGCACAAUUUCCAGUGGGCGUUCAACUCCAGCAAUGAUGAAUGGACAAGGAAGCACUACUUCUUCAAGCAAAAAUAUUGCCUAUAAUUGUUGUUGGGACCAGUGCCAGGCUUGCUUCAACUCUAGUCCAGAUCUGGCAGAUCACAUCCGUUCCAUACAUGUAGAUGGUCAGCGAGGAGGGGUAUUUGUUUGCUUAUGGAAAGGUUGUAAAGUAUAUAACACUCCGUCAACCAGUCAGAGUUGGUUACAGAGGCAUAUGCUGACACACAGUGGAGACAAACCUUUUAAGUGUGUUGUGGGUGGCUGCAAUGCCAGCUUUGCUUCUCAGGGAGGGCUCGCUCGCCAUGUACCCACACACUUCAGUCAGCAGAACUCCUCAAAAGUUUCUAGCCAGCCAAAGGCCAAAGAAGAAUCUCCUUCUAAAGCUGGAAUGAACAAAAGGAGAAAAUUAAAGAACAAAAGACGACGUUCAUUACCACGACCACAUGAUUUCUUCGAUGCACAAACACUGGAUGCGAUAAGACAUCGAGCCAUAUGCUUUAACCUCUCAGCUCAUAUAGAAAGUUUAGGGAAGGGACACAGUGUUGUUUUUCAUAGUACUGUAAUAGCUAAGAGAAAAGAGGAUUCUGGAAAGAUAAAGCUUUUGCUUCAUUGGAUGCCUGAAGACAUUCUGCCUGACGUGUGGGUGAAUGAAAGUGAACGACAUCAAUUAAAAACUAAAGUAGUUCAUUUAUCAAAGCUACCCAAAGAUACUGCCUUGCUUUUGGAUCCAAACAUAUACAGAACAAUGCCGCAGAAGAGGUUGAAGAGAACUCUGAUAAGAAAAGUGUUCAAUUUGUAUUUAAGCAAACAGUGAACCGACAUUUGCAAUCAACUAAAAAUUCGUCUAUCGAAUUAGGGCUGAAAAUUUCUGUUAAAGAGUGUUGCAGUAUGUCUGGUGGCUCCCUUUUCAGGAGUAGGGUUUUCUCAUGGAGUACAGUAUGUUAAUAUUUACCUAUAUAACUAAUCUGUUAACGGUUUUUGAAAAACCUCUAUUUCAAGUUAUUUGAAUAAUCCUCAUAUUUUCAUUUUAACCUAUAUAAGCCUCUAUUUUUUUUCUGCGGAAAGCAUUUGGUUUAUGAGCUGUUUUUUCUUAACAUAAGAAAAGUUGUAUUUUUUUUUUUUUAAGUAUCUUCAAACUGAAUCCUUUAUGCACCAAAGUUGGUUUUGAAAAGGAAAAUAAAAUCACUUUCUUGCUUGGUAAGCAAGAAGCCAUAUGGAUUUUUUUUAACUUACAGAAAUGGAAAUAUGUGUAACUUGUUAGUAUUGUAUCAAACAAAUGUUGCAUAGAGAUAAUAGAACAUUGCUUGUAAAUAAUUCAGCAGAUUUGUAAUAUAUUUUUAUAUUAUGAAAUGUACUGUAGAUGUUUUUCUAGAGGCAUGAAAGUUAAAUGUAUAUAUUAUGGGUAGAAAUAAUAUUGAAGGAUAUUGUAAUUCACUAGUGCUGCCAGAGGAAUUGUUAAUAAAGCACCUUCUUUAACAAUAAAUGUCUUUGCAGACUUAAGGGACUAUGUACUACUGUUAAUAUCUAUAAGAACAAAACACAUUGAACAUCCUUCCAGAAAGUCUUUGAGGGAGGACCUAUACCCAUAAUAGAAUUAUGGCACUCAUUUCUGACAGUGACCGUGAAAUCAAUUAUUUCCUUACUGUUGGAAGGACAUAUUGUAAAGUAUAUGUGGUUAUAUGCAGUGAAACUGCAGAAAAUACUCCUGAUUCAGGAGUUUUCACUUUACUACAGUGAUAUAAAAACCAGCAGUUUUUACACUAAAUUUUUUAAAGAAAAGAAUAGACAAAAAUAUAGAAUUAAGCCUUUGGUUCCAAAAUGGGAAAGGUUCCAUGAUACAUAAAUCAUUUCUCAUUUACUUUAAAAAAUUUUAAAAAUAAUAAAAAUUAUGGGAGACUUUAUUCGUUAACAGUGGGGUAAAGAGCUAUAUACAUGAAAUGAGUCAUAUAAAAAUUAAAUGAAGUGCAAAUAAAAGCACUGCUACUAUAAGACAUUCUGGAAUGGUUGUUUAAUAAGGGUAUUAUCCAUUUGAUCUGUAACAAAUGUGAUUUUAUUUUUUAAAAAGAAAAAAGCAGUGUGUUUUACUUUUUUGUUUUCUUUUGCUUAAGCACUUCAUCAAUUGCUUUAUUCUGUAUCUACGAAGUAAUCUGCGAUCUCCUUUGUUCUUUUAAAUUUUUGAUUUGUUAUAAAAUUGCCAAAUAGAAGUGUUUCAGAUAUAUAGUUUGUACCUGUAUUUUUUAUUUUAUUGCCUCAUGUUCUUGUAAGUCAUUCUUAAUUGACCGAUGAUUGUAGACCUUGCCUGAGUAUUUUUUCUAAUAAAACAAAGCAAAUCACAUUUAGCUUCAAAA